Molecule: messenger RNA, 2652 nt
Organism: Cuscuta epithymum
Lineage: Eukaryota; Viridiplantae; Streptophyta; Magnoliopsida; Solanales; Convolvulaceae
Source: the annotation of a GenBank genome assembly
UCAAACAGGCUCAAGUAUACCACUCCGUCAACCCAAAAAAAACAUACGGACUAUGAAACGGUAAAAUCGCCUGAACGGUUGUUUCCGGCGAAGUCAGGAUGGAGCUUCUGAACUCAUCACCUCCUUCGCUCCCAAAACCAACUGGUAAUACACAUUUAUGCUCUGGGCCGUCGAAUUUCAGGCGCGGAUCUUACCACAAUGAGGUGCCGGCCUUCCCACAGUUGCCGGAAAUUGCUGAGGAAGCCGGCUGUAAAGUGCACGUGGCUGUGGGGAAGAAGAAAACGGACAAGGCUGUAUCUCUGAUUCAGUGGGUUUGUAGGAAUUUCGGGAACUCUGAGAUUUGCAUCCUUCAUGUUCAUCAACCUUCUCCUUUCAUUCCCACUCUAUUGGGAAGACUACCAGCAUGCCAAGCUAAUCCAGAAGUGGUGUCUGCUUUCAGGAAUGAAGAGAGGGAAUUGAUGAGGAAACUUGUUAAUGGUUACUUAAGUAUAUGUUGCAGAUUGAAGGUCAAGGCAAGCAUUAUUACUCUUGAAGCUGAUCAAAUUAAAAAAGGAUUAGUUGAUAUGGUAAAUGAACAUAAAAUUAGGAAGCUAGUAAUCGGAGCUAUUCCAGAUUGCAGGAAGGAAAAACGGAGCUCUAGGAAAGCAAGUUAUGUUGAGCAGAAUGCUCCAUCAUUCUGUGAGAUAAUAUUUGUCAACAAAGGAAAACUAGUUUUUACCAGACAGGCUACGGGGUUCAAUUCAAACUCUGUAGUAGCUCAAAGUCCUGUUUGUCUCCCACUGCCAGAUUCGAAUUCAGCAUUUGAAGAGGAAAGCCUAUCUGGACAGCUUAGAGAAACUGACUUAGAAUCUGAGUCAUCAAGAAAUGAAGUGAUUGCAGAUAUUUUUAAGUGUAAUAGAUUGGAAGCUGAAGCUGCAGAAACCAUGAAGACCAAAACAUGGGAAUGUGCUCAUGUGCGUGAAAUUGCUCUCAGGAAAGAAGCUGAGUUGUCUCAUAGAACUAUGAUAGAGGAACAAGAUAAGGAUUUGAAAGAGAAGGAAGAGAUGACGCACAAGCUAAAUAUGACCAUGAGAAGUAUAGCUAUCUUAGACACUCAUGGACUGGAAACUAACUGUAUGUACAAAGAUAUUGCAGGAGAGAUUAGACUCAUCCAAACUUCCAUAGAAACUCUCCAGAAGGAGAAGCAGAAAGUUCAGAAACAGAAAGAUGAGGCAAGGGGGAGGAGCUGUGGAAAGGUUUGGGGAGUAAGUUCAAGAGAGUUGGUACAAUUUUCUAUAUCAGAUUUGCAAAUAGCAACUUGCCAUUUUUCAGAGAGCUUCAAGAUUGGAGUGGGUGGAUAUGGAGCUGUUUAUAAAGGGGAAUUAUUGGAUAGAACAGUUGCUAUAAAGAAGCUUAAUCCACACUAUAUGCAAAGCCAAUCAGACUUUCUUCAACAGGUUCAAAUUCUAGGAAAACUUUAUCAUCCUCAUCUGGUAACUUUACUUGGGUUAUGUACUGAAGAUUGGUACCUUGUUUACGAGUAUAUGCCAGGAGGAAACCUCCGGGACCACCUUCUCCACAAGAGCAGCAUUACAUGGAAAAACAGAUUGCAAAUUGUUGCUCAAAUUGCUAAAGGGCUUUUGUUUUUACACACUUCCAACCCUGAAAAGAUUGUGCAUGGCAAUCUAAAGCCUGAAAAUAUCCUCCUAGACUCUUACAACAGCUGCAAAAUAUGUGAUUUUGGGAUUUCUAAGCUUUUUCCGAACCAAACGCUUCAUUGUCCAAGUUUCCGGCGUCAAAGUGUGUCAAAGGGCGCUUUUUCAUACACUGAUCCAGAAUUUCACGUCAGUGGGUCUCUGACAACGAAGUCAGACAUCUAUUCGUUUGGACUGAUCAUACUUCAGAUGCUCACGGGAAGAAGUCCGGAGGGACUAUCCCGUGAGGUACGUAAGGCUGUCUCAUGCAGGAAUCUGGAAUCCAUUUUGGAUUCAUCUGCUGGUGAUUGGUCAGCUUUUGUGGCAAGGAGGUUGGCCGGCUUAGGGUUGAGUUGUUGUGAGCUAAACAGUAGGGAUAGACCCGAGUUGACGCCAAGUCUAGUAAGGGAGUUAGAGCAGUUGCACACCUUGGAGGAGCGUGUAGUGCCAUCUUUUUUCCUUUGUCCUAUUUCUCAGGAGCUAAUGUAUGAUCCUCAAGUGGCAGCAGACGGGUUCACCUAUGAAGGAGAGGCCAUAAGGGGGUGGCUGGGAAGUGGGAGAGGUACUUCCCCGAUGACCAAUUUGACACUUAGUCACUUGGACCUUACUCCUAACCCCUCACUCCGGCUUGCUAUCCAAUGUUGGAUCUCCAAUUCUCAUUAACUCCUCCUCCUCUUCCACCUCCACCAAUGUCUAUAUUUUGUCAAUCGUAAAGUUCAUUUGUAUUGUAUAUCCAUAGGACUCAGCUUAGCGGCUUAGCCUGACCGAUCACGUAAAGAAAGGUACUUUACAGUUUACGUAAUCUUUUAGGCUCUGUUUCAUUGUAGUAGAUGUAAUGGAAAAAAUGUUGUGAGUUGUUCUAUGUAUGCGUGUAUAAUGCACAGGCGCCUUGGUAGGUUAUUGUAUUGAACUAAUGAAUGUGAUAAAAUCAAUUUCAACCUAAUAAGUAAAUCACAAGCUCUGCUGUUAUUUGAUUCAU